Candidozyma haemuli is the source of this 3252-nucleotide messenger RNA. Its product is annotated as potassium/sodium efflux P-type ATPase, fungal-type. Gene Ontology annotation, molecular function: ATP hydrolysis activity; P-type calcium transporter activity; ATP binding. Gene Ontology annotation, biological process: calcium ion transmembrane transport; intracellular calcium ion homeostasis. The coding region runs from base 1 to 3252 and encodes 1083 amino acids. The transcript has a single exon. The record is from RefSeq and is a predicted model, not a curated record. Lineage: Eukaryota; Fungi; Ascomycota; Pichiomycetes; Serinales; Metschnikowiaceae. Gene Ontology annotation, cellular component: plasma membrane.
AUGUCCUCUUCGUCCGUGGACUACAAUGAGAAGAAUAACGCUCAUAAGGAGCAACUGAGAAAUGAUACUGACGACUCCGGCUCCACCGCCGUUUCCGAUUCUUCCCUUCUACCUUAUAGACUUACUCAUGCAAAGGUUGCCACUCAGUUUAACACAAACACUGAUGAUGGUUUAUCCUCUGCUCAGCAUGCCGACCUCGUGAAGAAGUUUGGCCUCAACAACUUGGGUGAAGGUGACAAGGUUUCUUAUACUAAAGUUUUCGCUCACCAGGUUUUCAAUGCCAUGAUCAUGGUUUUGAUCAUUUCCAUGGUCAUUGCUUUGGCCAUUAGGGACUGGAUUUCCGGUGGUGUGAUCGGUGCUGUCGUGUUCAUUAACAUUUCCAUCGGUUUUGUUCAGGAAGUUAAGGCCGAGAAGACAAUGGGCUCCUUGAGAUCCUUGUCUUCUCCAUCCGCUAGAGUUACUCGUGAUGGUGACGAGCAGGACAUCGCCGCCGAAGAUGUUGUCCCUGGUGACAUUGUUCACAUUAAGGUCGGUGACACUGUUCCAGCCGAUUUGAGAUUAUUUGACACUAUGAAUUUGGAAACCGACGAGGCCCUUUUGACUGGUGAGUCCUUGCCAGUCGCCAAGAACGAGGAUGAAGUGUACUCUGACCCUAAGCAGUACGUUCCAGUUGGUGACAGACUUAACAUGGCUUUCUCCUCUUCUGUUGUUGCCAAGGGUAGAGGUAUCGGUAUUGCCGUGGCCACUGGUUUGCAGACCGAAAUUGGUCAGAUUGCCCAAUCUUUGAAGGGUGACAGCGGUAUUAUUAGAAAGGUUGACAAGUCCGGCGACAAGCAGCCAGGUGCCAAGGAGUACUCUCACGCUUUCUUUGGUACUAUUUGGGACAUUAUUGGUAACUUUUUGGGUGUCACCGUUGGUACUCCUUUGCAAAGAAAGUUGUCUUGGUUGGCUAUCUUCUUGUUCUGGGUCGCUGUUGUUUUCGCCAUUGUCGUUAUGGCCACCCAGGAGAUGGAUGUCAACAGAGAAGUUGCCAUUUACGCUAUUUGUGUUGCCUUGUCUAUGAUUCCUUCCGCUUUGAUUGUUGUUUUGACUAUUACUAUGGCCUUCGGUGCCCAAGUCAUGGUUUCCAAGAAUGUUAUUGUUAGAAAGCUUGACUCCUUGGAAGCCUUGGGUGGUAUUAACGAUAUUUGUUCCGAUAAGACUGGUACCUUGACCCAGGGUAGAAUGGUUGUCAAGAGAGUCUGGGUUCCAUCCGUGGGUACCUUUAGUAUGGAAAACUCCAACGAGGCUUUCCACCCAGAUGAGGGUGACUUGGCUUUCACUCAGUACUCUCCAAAGUACGUUAAGGAGACCGACGAAGAAAUUGACUUUUUGCCUUUAGACAGAAACCAGCCUGACUCUUUUGCUGAGAACUUCAAGAAGUGGUUGAACGUCGCUACUUUGGCUAACAUUGCUUCCGUCCAUCAAUCUAAGGAUGAAGGUUCCGGUGAAAUGGUCUGGAAGGCCCACGGUGACGCUACUGAAAUUGCUAUCCAGGUUUUCUGCUGCAGAGUUGGCUACGGUAGAGAGGAAUACUCAAAGAGCUUCAAGCACAUUGAGGAAUACCCAUUCGACUCUUCUAUCAAGAGAAUGUCUUCUAUCUGGCAAAUGGGCAAUGACACUAAGAUUUUCACUAAGGGUGCCGUCGAGAGAGUCAUCCGUAAGUGUACUAAAUGGACUGGUAACCCUGAGGAGAAGACUGACACUGACAAGCUUGUUGACUUGACUGAAGAUGAUAUUGCUCUGAUUGAAGCCAACAUGGACGCUUUGUCUUCCCAGGGUUUGCGUGUUUUGGCUUUCGCUUCUAGAGACUUUGACUCCAACAAGGACAAGCUUGACGACAGAGACGGUAUCGAAGAUAACUUGGUUUUCCACGGUUUGGUUGGUAUUUACGAUCCUCCAAGAUUGGAAACUGCUCCUUCUGUUAAAUUGUGUCACAAGGCCGGUAUCAAUGUUCACAUGGUUACUGGUGACCACCCAAGUACUGCCAAGGCUAUUGCUCAGGAAGUUGGUAUCUUGCCUCACAACUUGUACCACUACUCCGAUGAAGUUGUCAAGGCUAUGUGUAUGGCUGCCAGUGAGUUCGAUGAAUUGACUGAUGACCAAAUCGAUGAGUUGCCUGUUUUGCCAUUAGUUAUUGCCCGUUGUGCUCCUCAGACCAAGGUUAGAAUGAUCAAUGCUUUGCACCGUCGUGAAAAAUUCUGUGCCAUGACUGGUGACGGUGUUAACGAUUCUCCUUCUUUGAAAAAGGCUGAUGUUGGUAUUGCCAUGGGUCAAAAUGGUUCCGAUGUUGCUAAGGACGCUUCCGAUAUUGUGUUGACUGACGAUAACUUCGCUUCCAUUUUACAUGCCAUUGAAGAAGGUCGUAGAAUGGCUGCUAACAUUCAGAAGUUUAUUUUGCAGCUUUUGGCUGAGAACGUUGCUCAGGCUAUCUACUUGAUGGUCGGUUUGGCUUUCCAGGAUGAAGAUGGUUUGUCUGUUUUCCCAUUGUCCCCAGUUGAAGUGUUGUGGAUUUUGGUCGUUACUUCUUGUUUCCCAGCUAUGGGUUUGGGUCAGGAGAAGGCUGCUGAUGACAUUUUAGAACAACCUCCAAACCGUCACAUUUUCACCAAGGAAAUUAUCAUUGAUAUGCUUGCCCUCGGUCUUUUCAUGGCUAUCAGUUGUAUGCUUUCUUUCGUUGUUGUCGUUUUCGGUGAUGGUGACGGAAACUUGGGCCGUAACUGUAACAACAGUGACGGUGAUAGCUGUAACUUGGUCUUCAGAGGCAGAUCUGCUUCUUUCGCUACCAUGACAUGGUGUGCCCUUGUCCUUGCUUGGGAGUGUAUUCACCCAACCAACUCCUUGUUCUACAUGAGACAGGACACUGACAACCCUUGGUGGAAGCAGACCGCCAUCGACCUUUGGGACAACCAGUUCUUGUUCUGGUCCGUUAUUGGUGGUUUCGUUACUGUUUUCCCAGUCGUCUACAUUCCUGUUAUCAAUGACAAGGUCUUCCUCCACGACCCAAUCGGAUGGGAGUGGGGUUUGUCUGUGGCUUGUGUUCUUUUCUUCUUGGUUGCUGCCGAGGCUUGGAAAUGGGGCAAGAGAGUCUACAAGAGAAAGUGGAGCACCAAGGUCAAGAAUCCAGAAUACGAGUUGGAGAGAAACGAUCCAUUCCAGAGAUACGCCUCUUUCUCCAGACAAAACACCAUGGACCCAGAUAUGCUUACUUAA